Molecule: messenger RNA, 4461 nt
Organism: Pediculus humanus corporis (human body louse)
Lineage: Eukaryota; Metazoa; Arthropoda; Insecta; Psocodea; Pediculidae
Exons: 6
Coding region: 1-4461 (1486 amino acids)
Biological process (GO): regulation of transcription by RNA polymerase II
Cellular component (GO): nucleus
Molecular function (GO): RNA polymerase II cis-regulatory region sequence-specific DNA binding; DNA-binding transcription factor activity, RNA polymerase II-specific
Source: RefSeq, a predicted model, not a curated record
AUGAAAUUAAUGGAACAUCAAAAAGACUGCAAUUCGAAAUUCAGAUUUUGUAACGGAGAUCAGUUUGAGAAUGAAGACGUUGCAGAAGAAGAAAAUGAAGAAGAAGAGUUUUGUAAAGAAGGUGAAAAAAGACAAGAAGUUGUUAGGAGGCAAAGACAGGAUGCUGAAAAUAAUAAUAGUGUUGAGGGUGAAGAAGGUGAAAAAGAAAAUGACUUGUCGCUCGGUUUUCCUUUUUCUGUCGGUGGAGUUCCUGGUCAUGUCACAUUAGAAGCAUUGCAAAAUACCAAAGUGGCAGUAGCACAAUUUGCGGCCACCGCUUUGGCUACAAAUGGAGACAAUCCUGCCGCUUUGCAAGAAUUAGCAGUUUUGCAGUCUACUUUAUUUACGUUGCAACAACAACAAAUGAUGCAAUUAAGUCUAAUUCAACAGCUUCAAAAUCAUUUGACCGUUCACCCAAAAGAAGAGGACACGACUUCGUCAUCUUCUUCAUCUAACCUUCCAAUUAAUUCUGGUAUUCCGAUUCCUGCAGCGCCUCCUGCUCAGCAAACUUCCUCGAAACCUAUUCGAAUUCCCUCACCGGUAAAAACCGAACCGGAACCGACAUCACCCCCAACUGUACAAUGCGUACCUGCUAGCCAUAAGCAAUCAUCAUCCUUUGAGCAUCAGCCGCUCACCAUUCCUAAACCUCCGGUGCCACUAGGAUCUCCAAUACAAUCAGCUCCUCCGACUUCUAAUCACACGGCCAUGGCAUCGAUAUCAUCUAGUUUAGCAUCAUCUAUAAUAACAAACAAUGACCCCCCACCUUCAUUGAAUGAACCAAACACAUUAGAAAUGCUACAAAAGCGAGCUCAAGAAGUUCUAGAUAACGCCAGUCAGGGACUUCUUGCUAAUAAUUUAGCAGACGAAUUGGCUUUCCGAAAAAAUGGCAAAAAUUCUUUGUCUCCGUUGUCGGGAGGGCGCAAUGAGCCUUUUUUCAAACAUCGUUGUCGAUAUUGCGGAAAAGUCUUCGGAAGCGAUUCUGCUUUGCAAAUUCACAUUCGAUCUCACACGGGUGAGCGUCCCUUCAAGUGCAACGUAUGCGGAAGUCGAUUCACGACCAAAGGAAAUCUGAAAGUGCAUUUUCAGAGGCACACAUCUAAAUUUCCCCAUGUUAAAAUGAAUCCUAAUCCCGUGCCCGAACACUUAGAUAAAUAUCAUCCGCCUCUUUUGGCCCAAAUGAGCAAUCAAAGUUUACCCUCAGGAAUUCCCCCUCCUCAAACUCAGCCUCCUCAUCCUCAUCGCCCUUCGCCACACUAUCCUUACACCGACAGCCCGACGUUUUCUUCGUCGGGAUUAACUUUAUUUAGGCCUCCGUUACCCCACGAACUCAUAUCCAGGCCGUCGCCGGUAUUAGCACCCAUUAGAUCUCACGAGUCGAACGUAUUAAAACCUAUCAUUUCCCUACCAAUGUUUCCUCCGAGAGAAGAGCAAGAUACGCCGGAAAAUUUAUCAAAGCCUUUAAAUCGCUCCAUGUCUUCUGACGAGCAAAAUUUUCACGAACGACACAAAAACAGGUCUAGAAGUAAUUCUCCGGUAGUUAUAAAACAAGAAUACAACGAUGUAGAAAGUGAAAAAGUGUCUGUACUUUAUCCAAACGACCUGGAAAGAGCAAAGACACCCGUUGAAGAUGAUAGUUCCGUAAACUCAAUGAGUAACACGAGGAACUCUUUCAUUGGUAAUAAAAUAGAAAAUUUACAAAAAAAUUUUACGCCUGGUGACGAGGAAAUUAUGACAAAUUUAAACAAAGAAACCCCUAACAAAAGACUGAUUACGAGUCAAGAAGUGCAAUCUGAUAGGGUGAAAUGUGAAUCAGAAAAAAACACUUUUUUACAGAACCUUCAUUUUGAUGAAUGCAGCAUGGAUAGCAAGUACAGUGAUGAGGACAUUUUGGAAGAAAAUUUCGAAGAGAGAAGUAUUUUGGACGCGGAAAAGUCAGAUGAUCGUCCGGAAAAUUUAUCGAGUAAAAGUCCAGGAAUGAAUCAAUUAUCGGAUAUUACUAGUCAAAAAACUGCAGUCAAAACAGUACAGUUUCCUGGCUCGAUUUCCCCACAUAGUAGUAAUUCUUCCGGUAGUAAUAAUUUUAGUGUUCACAUUGGUACCGGUUCGAAUUCUCUUGAAAUAGAUCCUUCCAAAGACCCAGCGAUAUACAAUUCAUUACUUCCCAGACCCGGAAGCAACGAUAACUCUUGGGAAAGUUUAAUUGAAGUGACAAAGACCUCAGAAACUUAUAAACUCCAACAAUUAGUUGAUAACAUUGAGCAUAAGUUAACAGAUCCCAAUCAGUGCGUCAUUUGUCAUAGAGUCUUGUCGUGCAAAAGCGCUCUGCAAAUGCAUUACAGAACUCAUACGGGAGAAAGACCGUUUCGGUGUAAAAUUUGCGGAAGAGCAUUUACAACCAAAGGAAAUCUAAAGACACACAUGGGUGUUCACAGACUCAAACCACCAAUCAGAAUGUUACAUCAAUGCCCAGUCUGUCACAAAAAAUUCACAAAUGCUCUAGUCCUUCAACAGCAUAUCAGGCUUCACACCGGAGAACCCACUGAUUUGACUCCGGAGCAAAUUCACGCAGCUGAAAUUAAAGAUUUUUCCAGUUCCGGAGCUUUUACUCAUCCCAGUUUUCUUCCUCACGGAUUUUCCAUGUCUAGUCUGCAACCAUCGGGUCUUCCUCUCGGAGUGAGGUCAGACUUUGAUAGAGAUUCGGAGACAAAAGACGACCAUCAGGACGAUGAUAUCUUCGACGAAGACGACGAUGAUUUUUCUAGCAGUAGCGAAUCGACGCCCAUUCCAUUCCCACCGUUUUCAUCUUCCAUCACGAGUAUUGAAAAUCAAGUUGCGAGCAUAAACAUCCCUACUCAGCUCAAUCGUUCGGCAGAAGAUUUAUCCGUUAAUAAACCGUCUAGUUCUCCAACGUUUCAAAUAAACGGUAUGAAAUCACCCGGAUCUCAAGAAGGAGCGAGAAGUCCCAGUUACUCGGACUACAGAGGAACACCUUCGCCACCCCCUAAACCUCAAACUCCCUUAAAUAUUCCACGACCGUCAUCAUCUCGCACUCUCAGCAGUCCAACCAAUAGCGAAUCUAAUUCGUUAGGAGCAUUGGAUCUAACUCCGAGAUCGGCGACGACAUUAAGAUCGAGUCCCGUACCUCCUCAAACGGGAAUUUUUUCCAAUUUGGGACUCAUACCGGGAGGAGGACCUUCGCCGCUCAUGACUUCUGCUCUUUCAUCGUUAACCUCUUCUGUACUAACAUCGACAGCAUUCAGUCCUUUGGGAAUGGCCGUCGGACCAGCAGUUCGAGGAAAUACAACGUGCAACAUUUGCUUUAAGACUUUUGCAUGUAAUUCAGCUCUUGAAAUACAUUAUAGGAGUCACACCAAGGAGAGGCCUUUUAAGUGCACCAUUUGCGACAGAGGAUUUUCAACAAAGGGAAAUAUGAAGCAGCACAUGUUGACGCACAAAAUAAGAGAUAUGCCAGCUCAUUUAUUUGAAAAUAAAAAAUCACCGACAAGUUAUGGAAACAACAACAACAAUCAACAACAACAACAACAACAAAUUUCAUUAAAUAAUAGAAACGAUGAAAUAAACGAAAUGAGCAACAUGAGCAAUAGUAAUUCGACAGCUGCAGAGGAUCCCAAGCCGACGAGUGUAGAAAUUCCCGAAUCACCACCAGUAAAUCCAGAGCCCGAGACACCUGUGUCCGUCAAAAGAUCUCCGACUGAAAGUGAUCUUCCCGUCCCUAAAAGGCAACCUAACAUGCCGAAGCAUUUAUGUCACGUAUGCAAUAAGAAUUUUUCCUCUUCCUCUGCCUUACAAAUUCACAUGAGGACCCAUACGGGAGACAAGCCGUUCAGAUGUUCAGUAUGUCAAAAAGCGUUCACGACAAAGGGUAAUCUUAAGGUACAUAUGGGCACUCACAUGUGGAGUAAUGGUGCAUCAAGAAGAGGUCGAAGAAUGUCUCUUGAUUUACCACCGAUUCCAAUCAAUCCCAAAGAUUCGGAAUUUCUUCAAAGAAGACCAGAUUUAUUUUACCCUUAUCUUCCAACACCGUUUCUCAAUGGAGUUCAACAAAAGCUGAGUGAAAUGUCGGUCAUACAAACGGGAAAUCAUCAUCCGAAUAAUGGUUUGAUACAACCAGGAAAUAAAUUCGGAGGAAUUGUUAGCUUUGGAGGAUUGGCAACCCCUGAUAAAUCAUUCCAACCAGGUUCUUGUUCUCCCCCUGUUGAAAAUCUAACAUCUCCUAAAGAAUCACCACGUAUAGAUACUCCUUCGGGAAUUCAAAUGACGAACGACGAUUUAUCACGUAAUGUUUGGGACCCAUAUUUUGAAAAAAAAAUUAAUCAAAAUGAAGAAACAAUUAAGACAUCAUCCCCAACGGGUAGCAUGUCUCAUUCUUCUGCGCAAAGAGGAGAAAGACUAGCAGCAUAA